AGGGUGAAUAGGAUGUUAUAGUCUUUUUGCCUUAUGUACAAGCAGCCAGCAAAGGAUGUCAAUGCAGAAAAUAGGACAAAAAGAAGAGAUUGAAGUUAGAUUCACAUUCUGUAUUUGGUCUUCAUGUGAUGCUGCAACCUUUGCUUCUAGAUGCUGAAAAUCCCUAAUUCUGCACUCUUGACUUGUGUCAGGACAGCUACCAUGGGGGCUAGAGCUACUGAAACAACCCGGGAACUGGAAAGCACCUCUCUAAAGUAUCAUCUAGGAGGACACACUGAAAAAAUGUGGCAACGGCUUAAGGGAAUAUUAAGAUGCUUGGUAAAGCAGCUGGAGAAAGGUGACGUUAAUGUGGUAGAUUUGAAAAAGAAUAUUGAAUAUGCAGCAUCUGUGCUGGAAGCCGUUUAUAUUGAUGAAACCAGGAGGCUUUUGGAUACGGAAGAUGAACUCUCUGACAUCCAGUCAGAUUCAGUCCCACUGGAAGUACGGGACUGGCUGGCUUCUACCUUCACGAGGAAAAUGGGGAUGAUGAAGAGGAGACCUGAAGAAAAACCAAAAUUCAGAAGUAUUGUGCAUGCUGUACAAGCUGGGAUUUUUGUGGAAAGGAUGUAUCGAAGGACCUCUAACAUGGUUGGUUUGGCUUACCCAGCAGAUGUGAUACUAACAUUUAAGGAAGUUGAUAAAUGGUCAUUUGAUGUGUUUGCCCUAAAUGAAGCGAGUGGAGAGCACAGUCUGAAAUUUAUGAUGUAUGAGCUGUUUACUCGAUAUGACCUUAUGAGCCGUUUCAAGAUCCCUGUCCCCAGUCUCAUUUCAUUUGCAGAAGCUCUGGAGGUUGGCUACAGCAAGUACAAAAAUCCUUACCAUAAUUUGAUCCAUGCAGCUGAUGUUACUCAAACUGUGCAUUACAUAAUGCUUCAUACUGGUAUCAUGCACUGGCUCUCAGAACUGGAAAUCUUAGCAAUGAUUUUUGCAGCUGCAGUCCAUGAUUAUGAGCAUACUGGGACCACAAACAAUUUUCACAUUCAGACAAGGUCAGAUGUUGCAAUUUUGUAUAAUGAUCGUUCUGUUCUUGAAAAUCAUCAUGUAAGUGCUGCUUACAGACUUAUGCAAGAAGAGGAGAUGAAUAUCUUGGCAAAUUUAACCAAAGAUGACUGGAGGGAGCUGCGUAGCCUGGUCAUUGAGAUGGUCCUGUCUACAGACAUGUCAGGUCAUUUCCAGCAAAUUAAAACAAUGAGACACACUCUGCAGCAGACAGAGGGGAUAGACAAAGCCAAAGCCAUGUCUUUGAUUCUUCAUGCAGCAGACAUAAGCCAUCCAGCAAAAUCCUGGGAACUACACUACCGGUGGACAAUGGCACUGAUGGAGGAAUUUUUUCGACAGGGAGACAAGGAGGCUGCUCUAGGGCUACCAUUUUCCCCACUCUGUGACCGCAAGUCUACAUUGGUGGCUCAAUCCCAAAUAGGUUUCAUUGAUUUCAUAGUCGAACCAACAUUUUCUCUUCUUACGGACUCAAUGGAGAAAAUUGUUAUUCCUCUUAUAGAGGAAGCUUCAAAAUCUGAAACGUCUGCCUUUGGGGCACCCAGCCAGAAUAGCUUGGGAGCAGUAAGCAAUGCUGAAACACAAAGAAGACCUAGUGUGAAAAGUACUACAACUGAUGGAGGGUCUUCCACAGAAAAUUCUCUAGCAACUGUCGACCUAACAAGCUUUAAGGAGAACUUGGUACAGAUCAUUCAAGCAAACAAAGACAGGUGGAAAGAAUUAGCAGCUCAAGGUGAGCCUAUACACUGUAAGAAAUCAGAAGAUAUAGUGAAAACUACUGAGCAAAAACUUGCUCUGAUACGCAACUAGAUUUGCUACUAUUCAAAUGCUUCUGACAUUUCAGGCCUGAAAGGGAAAACAGUAAAGCAUCAAAGACCACUAACACAGCUUUCUGUGGGGCUGUUAUGACCUCUGUCAACUUAUUCUUGGACCAUGCCAUUUUUAUGGAACUAUUGGAGAGAAUAAUGAUACUAAAAACCACAAAUCAUGGGCUGACAACUCAAGGCACUUAACUCUCAAGGUUUCAGCUGUAUUUGUUGCUGUUUUAUUUCCUCUAUUCUACUUUCUUAAACCUGGUCACAGUCCUUUUUAAGCCAAGAACUGGACUUCUGUUUUAGUUGCAUCACUGAAACCAGUUGUUGCCAAAUGAACAUGAAAGACAUACUAAUCAUGAGGCACAUAUAAUUUGCACUAGAUUGCUACUAAAGUGCCACAUCUACCUAUCUUGAUCAACAUCUCGUGGAAAUGGAAAGCCAAAAUGAAGUUGUGGCAGACAAUGGUUCAUGCAGCCACAUUGCAUAUGACAUUAAGUCCCAUGAGUCAGGUUUCUUAAAAAGUCUGGAAACAAAAAAAUGUAGGCUGUACAGACACGUUCUGGAUUUGUUCAAAACAUCCUUUGGGAACAAUACCUAUAUCCUGAUGCUGUGGCUUCAGUCUGGAGAUAACCUGGUGUUUAAUGAAACCAGCCAUUGAAAUCUCUGUUUAAAACAAAUUAAAUAACAUUCAGUAUUAUUCAAGAUUAAGAUCAAAGUGGUCUCAAUACCAGGCUCAGCGACAUUCAGUAAGAUUCCAGUAGCAAUGUCAUGCUUGCCAUGAAGUUGAACGUAUUUUAUUCAGCAACAGUGGGCCAGAGGAACCACAUACAAGAACAUUCAACUAAUAAAUUUGCUUUGCUCAAGGAAAGUCAUGGAUGGAUAGUCUAUACAUGAUCUCUUGAGUCCCUGGAGGGUAGCCCUGCUCAGAUCAGACAUCAGCAACAUGGAGUCAGUGUAAUGCUAAUGUAAUUUGUAAUUUGUGGAUUGACAGAAACAUAUCCAAAGUCCUGUUUUCCUGAGAAGCAGCAAAGAUGUUCAGCACAUGGGCUGUUUCCUUGCUCAUAAAUCUUCAAACUAACCUUUCUGUCUAGCACUAUGCCCAAGUAAAUGGUCUUUCUCAGCCUCUGCAUCCUAUCAGUAUAACACACGACUUUUUUCCUGGCUGAUUUGUAUAAAUUUAUGCUGUUUGCAACCAGCCAUGUAUUGAUGUAUUUAGAAUCUGUAGGGAAACCCUGUAGUUCCACACUGCCCUCUGGGUUGUGUACUCUGUCCAUGUGGCUUGGGCCAUUAAAUUCCCCUUAGUCCUUUAAAAUCCCAUUGUGUAAUUACCUCAAUGGCCAAAACCCCUUUACAAACAGCCAUUAGCCCUUUUCAGAGCAGUAUUCACUGGGGAUGAAAUUCACACCUAUGCACAAGUGUGAGUCUAUGUAUUAUUUAUCCUCUCUUUUGGAGACUUAAAUAGAAUGAAAGUGAAGCACAGGCCUCAUGAGGGACCUCCACAUGAGUGAAUUUCACCCUGAUUGAAUAAAGCAACAGUCAGAGUUAUGUUGAUUCACAUCUGUGGCCAUUUAUAGACGUUACAUUUUUCUAGGUUUCAUCCGGACUACAGUCAUCACUAUAUACAUGUGGAUGUCUGUAGUCCAAAGUAAAAUUGGCUCCAGUCAGAAUGAUCUAAUUCUUGCUGAAAGAGGAUUAAAGAAUGCAGACUAGGGCAGUCUAAACUAGGCAAUUUAAACUGUAUUAAUUAACAUGUAUAUACAGCAGUGAUUUAGGGCUUGCUGUUGCUUGUGCCCACCACCAGAUGUAGCACGUGAGCACACUUUUAUGGCCCAGAAAUUCAGGAAAAUCUCCCUGAUGGUCAAUGAUCAUCUAUUAGCCCUUAAUUCUAAUUGAAAUUUGAUUCAAAUUGUGUGAUAUGAAACAGUUAACAUGGUUUAGAAAAUGGUGAGCAUGUCUACCAAUGGCCCAUGUGUUUGUACUUGUUGACUCUGCCUCCUUUCUGGCCUGUGCACACUUGAGUAACUGUACAUGAACUGGAUACAUUGCAAGCUCUUGGUCUUAGGCUAAGGGAAUACCAAAAGGUGGAAUUCAUGUCAUUCAACAUGUAAGCCAUAUAUUUGCUAUGCAUACAUAGUGUGCAUAGCUUUAAUUUAACAAAUGUUUGUGCAUAGAGGGUGUAAAAAGUGCUUUUCAAAUGUUUUGUGCAUCUGGUCCAGGGUUUGCAUUUAGCAUGGACUUUCUGUACAGGGCAGUUAACAAAUUAAACGUUAACAGAUUAAAUUGUAUCAUAUACAUUAUAACACAAUUGAUAUUUUUUGCUAAAAUUUGAGAAAUAUAUAUAUAUAUAUAUAUAU
Molecule: messenger RNA, 4204 nt
Organism: Gavialis gangeticus (Gharial)
Lineage: Eukaryota; Metazoa; Chordata; Crocodylia; Gavialidae
Gene: PDE1A
Product: phosphodiesterase 1A
Exons: 16
Coding region: 151-1845 (564 amino acids)
Biological process (GO): signal transduction
Molecular function (GO): 3',5'-cyclic-nucleotide phosphodiesterase activity
Source: RefSeq, a predicted model, not a curated record